This is a messenger RNA of Ceratitis capitata (Mediterranean fruit fly), 3117 nucleotides long. Its product is annotated as kelch-like protein 26. The coding region runs from base 958 to 2910 and encodes 650 amino acids. The transcript has 5 exons. NCBI's taxonomy places the organism in Eukaryota, Metazoa, Arthropoda, Insecta, Diptera, Tephritidae. Gene Ontology annotation, molecular function: protein binding. The record is from RefSeq and is a predicted model, not a curated record.
UACUUUUUAUCCAAUCAAACAUUUGUAAAUUUUAUUUCCUUAUCUUGUGCACGUUCACGGAAAACAAUUUGGACCACUUUAAUAAAGAAAGCUGCAACUGUUUCUUAGUUUAGAAAAUAUUAACAUUAAUACUAUUCGAAUGACGAAAUUAUAGCUAUUCAUAAAUUAUUUUGCAGAAAAUUGUGUUUUGCUUUCUUGUGUUCGGGUUGGUAAAGGCUGGUCCCUUGGAUUGAACCUGCUAAAAUUGUGCAUUGGUUGUUAAAGACAGUGAUUCUGCCGCCAUCUGGAUCAAUUUUCUGCCAUAUAAAUUAAAAACAAAUUUAAUUUGCUAACGAAAACGGGCUCGAAAACUGAUAACGAUUUUUCGUAGUGAAAAAUUGGCUGUUCUAAAAAAAAGUAAAGCAUUAUCAAAUUUCCCAUUAAUCUCAGUAUAGGAUCGUUUGGAUGUAUGUAAACAGUGGCUUCCCUAACCUUGAUAAUUACUGAUAUCAGCACACGCAUUGAGGAACUUCUAUAAAGAAAGCUCAAACAACUGAAGCGUAAAUGUGAAGUUAAAGGCUUAUUAUUCUGAUUGGCUUAAAAGAUAAGAAAUAAUGCGAAUGAACCCGCUGCACCAGUGAAGACGCGUAAAACCCAACAAACAUAAAGCGGAAGUGUUGAUAGAAAAAUUAUAAUUGCUGUCAAUGACAUCACAAGUUGUACAUUAGUACACCUAUGCAUAUAUGUACAUUCGUACGGUGCUUGUGCGUAUAUAGUGAACUACUUUCAAAGAUUUUAAAACAGAUUACGCUAAGCUUAUUUUACCAGUUAAUUUUAACUUAGUAAGUUUAUUCAAACUUACCACAAACAUACAAAUUUUGUAAAGAAAUAAUUCAGUAAAUACUGACUAGCUCUGUUGGACUAUAUUUUUGCAUGGUUUCGUCUUGUUAACUUUUCGCUAAACAAAUAAAAUAGGAUAUGGCCGGUGGUGCAGCAUCCAUAUCGCAGGGUAGCUCCGAUAACCGCGCUAAUCCCACGUGCACAGUUUGUUCAUCGCCAACAUACUCCCGAAAUGCCAGUAAUGAUAACUUUAUGCAAAUUAUACACUCGGAAGCGUUAAUGCGUGGUCUUAAUGCGUUACGUUGUUCGGAAAAACUAUUUGAUGUUACACUAAUUGUGGAGGGACGUAUGUUUAAGGCACAUCGUGUCGUAUUGGCUGCCUGCAGUGACUAUUUUUGCGCCAUGUUCACAGAUGCCAUGCGGGAAGCUCAUCAAUCAGAGAUUCAGUUAAACGGCAUAAAUGCACAUGGCAUGGAGUUGUUGCUCGAAUAUGUCUACACAUCAAAAUUAGAAUUAGAUCGCAAUAAUGUACAAGAUGUUCUAUCUGUAUCCACACAUGUGCAGAUGAAAGCCGCCAUCGAUGCGUGUUCACACUUCCUCGAAUCACAAAUCGAUUUGGAUAAUUGUGUUGCCAUCACUGCAUUGGCCGACUUAUACUCGCUGGAGCCGCUAAAGAAGAAAGCUUAUCGUUAUAUGUGUUCCCGAAUGGAUGAAUUUGCGCAAACACCAGAUUUACUAAACCUUACAUUAGACCAGUUUGAGCAUAUUCUUGCUUGUAAUUAUCCAGUAGAUUGCUCAGAACAAAGAGUACUCGAAAUCGUAUUGGAAUAUUGUUUGAAAUCUAAUUUGAAACCAGAGUUGACACGACGCCUCUUCGACAAAAUACAAUUUCAUCAAAUCAGUGAUUCUGCAUUAAUGACCUUUACCACCAAAUGGCGCACACAACUCGAAUCUGAACCCAAUAGCAAUUCCAUAUCAUUUGCCUACUAUCGAAUAUUGAAUGAUGAAAUGAUAAAGCAAGAGAUGGGAAAAUUACGUUUGACCGAAUCCUAUGCAGAUGAUUUGCGCUCGACAGAGGUCCUAACGAAUACGCGUGGUAUGGAAUUGGCCUUGGUGAAGAUUGGCGGUUUCGAAACAAAUGGUCUAACAAAUCGUAUUAGUUGUUAUCUGCCAUCGAAGGGCAAAUGGGAGAGCCUUACCGUGAUUCCGCACAUAGAGCAAUGCAAUUACGGUACAGCAGUUUUGGGUAAUGAUUUAUAUGUGGUAGGCGGCUCUUAUGAUGUCUGUCUCAAGGAAUACAUACAUCCCUUUGGCUUUCGCUAUUGUCCAGCCAAAAACAAAUGGAAAACUAUAGCACCUAUACAAGCGGACCGCUGUCGCUUCUCACUGAAUGCGAUGGGUGGGAAUUUUCUGUACGCGGUGGGCGGUGUUUGUGAACUGAAUGAAAAUGAUGGCGGCGCUGAGUUUUGGGCACAAGACAUGGCUGUUUCAAACUGCGAACGUUAUGAUGCCAAUGCAGAUCGUUGGGAAUAUUUGCCGGCGUUGGCUGAGAAUCGCAGUCAACAUGCAGGCGUGGUGUUGGGUGAUCAGUUAUAUAUAUCGGGUGGCAUUGAUCGACACAUUGUACUGCCUACGCUUUGGCGCUUCGACACGAAAUCUAGUAAAUGGCAUAGGCUUUGUUCGAUGCCAACACCACGUGCCGAUCAUGUACUCAUCGUUUUUGAUGGUCGCAUAUAUGCCUUUGGGGGUUGGUAUGAAGAUCCCGUAACUGAGAUGCGUGUUUUGGCAGAUGCGGUGGAUGUUUACGAUGUAGCAACGGACGAAUGGUUAACAGAAUCACGAAAUCCUAUGCCGAAGUAUUACACAGGUGUGGCAGCGGUUAAAAGAAAAGUUUAUUUCAUCGGUGGUUUACUUUCAACAGCAACUAUUAAUCGUGCCACAUCCGCUGUGCAAUGUUACGACUUGGACACAAAGCAAUGGUCAUUCAGUUCGGAAUGGGAAUAUCCGAAAGAGGUAUGGGAGAGUACAUGUGCGGCUUUAUAUGUGCCACGCGAACGUGAUAAUGUGAAGUACUAUUGGGAUGAUGUAUAAUAGGGAGACUCUAAAGUAAAGCAUAACUAAAAUAGUCCAUAUAUGUACAUAAGUAUAUUAAAAAAAAAAUCAAACGGAAAAUAUAUGUAAAAGCUAUUAAUGCUUAAAGCAUGUCAUGUAGAAAUUGUAUACUUUCCAAUGAAUUUUUUGUAUAUAAAAAAAAAAAAGGUUUUGAACUAAAAAUGAAUUAAAUUUUGCUAAGCUUUG